Molecule: messenger RNA, 1841 nt
Organism: Varroa destructor (honeybee mite)
Lineage: Eukaryota; Metazoa; Arthropoda; Arachnida; Mesostigmata; Varroidae
Gene: Phb2
Product: prohibitin 2
Biological process (GO): mitochondrion organization
Cellular component (GO): membrane; mitochondrion
Source: RefSeq, a predicted model, not a curated record
UCAUCGAGUUGCAGUCCUCGUGUUGUGAGCGUCCUGCUAGCAGUACGACACUGCGGUUCUAUUUGCAUGAUUUUCGUGUGUAGUUUCGCUUGCGGAUUUCAAUAACGUACCGAGAACCACAAAUCCCUACGCGGGCAGAUUUGUUACUGUGUUGCUAGCAACUCUUAGAUGAAUUUGUUACUGUGUUUAUUGUCCUUCGUCACUGCAGUCGAAUUCUCCGUUAAUCAUUAGUGUAUUCUCAGCAGUCUGACGCGGUUUUUAUCGGUAAAAUGGCUGAGAAGUUUACGAAAUUCGCCAAGGGAAUGAUGGCCAGCGGCAGCGGUUCUUCACCUAAAGGAGUUGGAACCGGUGUUACACUUUUGGCUGCCGGAGCUGGCCUGUUGUAUGGGGCCUCUCAGUCCGUCUAUACUGUCGAAGGUGGCCACCGAGCAAUCAUUUUUUCGCGUAUUGGUGGUGUAAAAGAGGAAGUCUACGCUGAGGGUUUGCAUUUCCGUAUCCCGUGGCUGCAAUGGCCAAUUAUCUACGAUAUUCGCUCCAAGCCGAGGAAGAUCUCAUCACCCACGGGAUCGAAAGAUCUCCAGAUGGUGAAUAUCUCAUUACGAGUGCUGUCGCGCCCUGAUGCCGCUCGGCUACCUACGAUGUACCGUAAUCUUGGUACCGAUUACGAUGAACGUGUCCUGCCAUCGAUCUGCAAUGAAGUGCUGAAGUCGGUCGUAGCGAAAUUCAAUGCAUCCCAACUAAUCACUAUGCGACAGCAGGUUUCGAUGCUGAUCCGCAAGGAGUUAACGGAUAGAGCCCGUGAUUUCAACAUUAUUCUGGAUGACGCCGCGAUCACGGAGUUGUCCUUCGGCAAGGAGUACACGGCCGCUGUUGAGGCUAAACAGGUUGCCCAGCAGGAUGCUCAGCGUGCGGCCUUCAUUGUUGAACAGGCCAAACAAGAGAAACAACAGAAAAUCGUGCACGCAGAAGGAGAGGCCCAAGCAGCUAAACUGAUUGGAGAAGCCAUUGCCCAGAAUCCUGGCUACCUCAAGCUUAGGAAGUUCCGCGCCGCGCAACAGAUUGCGCGCACUAUUUCUCAGAGUCAUAACAAGGUCUACCUUGACGCCCAGUCUCUGAUGUUGAAUAUUGCCGACGAAAAGUUUGAUCUGCAGAAGGUUGGACGCAAGUAGACUUCUGGUUCUAACGAAACUGAAGGUCUCCUGUUGGCUCAAUCACAUGAUUGACGUCGUGGUUUAGUUUCAUUUUAAACUGCAAGUGGAUAAAAAUAUAUGUUGACAAAGAAACACUUAUAAAAAGACGGGCACACCGAGAUUUCGCUGCUUAGAGAAUACACGACGCGCUAUGAAUACCAAUGUGUAAAAAAAUUACUGGAAAACGGUGAAAAUUUUUAAAAUCAAUAACGACAACAUACAGAGCAACCAUAAGCGUAGAACAUCGUGUAGAAAAUGGCAGUCCCCAUAAUGCACAGUGCCGUUUCGUAUAGUAAGCUUUAAUUGGUGGCAAUUAUAAAAAAGCCUAAAAAUUGGUGUUGCAUUAAAACGGUAACCGAAAAACUAUAAGCGAUCAAGAUUCCCAUUGGCGGAAUUCUUCAGGUUUACUUAGCACGGUUACUCUUGGGUGCAAUUCAGUUUUCCUAUACUUUGAUACAUGAACAGAAAAAUGUAUAUCGAUUACUCAUAAAUAAGAGGAAGUGAAGUGCUAUGUGCAAGUUUAGUAAGGUGUUAACGGUAGUGUAUUGUAUGGAUGGAAAUACCAUGUAAGCUAUUUAAAAUCUAGAUUAUGGAUUAAAAUGAAAGUGUGGCAGUUAGAUUGAUAAAUAAAUCGAAAACUUUGGAAUUUUA